Messenger RNA from Phragmites australis (common reed), 613 nucleotides. Its product is annotated as cytochrome c oxidase subunit 5C. The transcript is spliced from 2 exons. The record is from RefSeq and is a predicted model, not a curated record. Bases 174 to 365 code for a protein of 63 amino acids. Lineage: Eukaryota; Viridiplantae; Streptophyta; Magnoliopsida; Poales; Poaceae.
CAGCCACUCGCUCGCGAAUAGGUGGCGUUUAAAGGGCGUCUCCGCAAAAACGCCACACCACACGGAUCGAACACAAGGCUCGGUUCCUCUCGCGGCGGCGGCGCAGGCAUCUCCCUCCUCCUCCUCCUCCAUCUCCGGCAAGGCAUUUUGCAUCUGACCUCAACAACAAGCCAAUGGCAGGUGGCAGGGUUGCACAUGCUACCCUCAAGGGCCCGAGCGUGGUGAAGGAGAUCUUCAUUGGGCUCACCCUUGGGCUGAUCGCUGGUGGCAUGUGGAAGAUGCACCACUGGAACGAGCAGAGGAAGACUAGAUCCUUCUACGACAUGCUCGACAAGGGCCAAAUCAGCGUUGUCGUUGAGGAGUAGUUUUCAUGUGUCAAAUCUGAAGUUGUCUAGUCUUUGUUUUUGCCCAGUUCUUUCUGAAACUCUCUGGAGAGCAUGACGAAGUGAAUGCUGUGGAGAUUUGUCAUGAAAAUAAGCUUAACCAUUUGAGAACACCAGAUUUUGUUGAAUUUCCGUCCUUUUCAUGAAUAUUUUAAACGUGUUCGUGUCAUAUCAAACAACUUGGUACUGUAUUGCUUCCACUUGUCAUCAAUCUGAUCUAGUUUUACAUA